UUGUAUCACUAAGGGAGGGAGGGCAGCCAUCAUCAUCUGAUCGCGACGGUCAAACCUAAUCACGCCUCUAUCAAGCGCCGGUUAUCAGUGUCAAAUUAAAAGUUCCCCCAAAGGAAGCUGUCUUUUUGUUAUUGUCCGACAUUCACGCAAAUAUCAGAUUUCUACGAACGACUGUUCUAAUUUGGAGAAGGAAUAGCACAAGAUGGAGCGUAUAAAAGACGCGUCCUGCAGCCUGUCCGACGUCCCUUUGUGUCUUUAAGUUGUUUACGUCGAGGCGCUGUCGGGAGGUGAAGGAAUCAGUCUCGUACCACCACUAAACGUGGACCUCGGCCAGCUCUUGAACGAAUGAAUGAAAGAGUUGAUCUCUUCACCUUCGCCAAAAGGACUCCAUGUCUUUCUUGGACUGUUCCUGCAUAUCCCAUGCUCAGGUCCAGCCCGUGGACAUUGAGGAACGCUAUGAAGACACCAGCCACCAGUUUCUGAGCUGUGACGGUUCUGAAUACACCCUGCAAGGCCCAGCCGGUGGUGAUGACAUCACGGGGCUGUCACCUGACCCGGCUCAUUACCAGCUGCUGUCCAAACUGGGCAAGGGAUUCAAUAACUUGAGCCAGGUGAGCAUGGCGUGGCACAUCCCUACCGGUGAGCUGGUGGCCGUCAAGCAAACCAACCUGGAUGAGUGCACAGAGGAAGAAUUGCUGCAGCUCAUGAAUGAGGUUCUUCUUUCCCGGCUCUUCCGUCAUCCAAAUCUGCUGACGUCUCGCCUGGUCUUCUGCUCCUCCUGCCAGCUGUGGGUACUGACACCACUCAUGGCCUAUGGCUCUGCAGACGCCUUACUUAGAACAUACUUCCCUGAUGGAAUGAGUGAAUCCCUAAUAGCUUAUUUGCUGUACGGUGUCCUUAAAGCAUUGGAGUAUCUGCAUCGGAUGGGCUACGUUCACCGGGGGGUGAAGGCCAGUCAUAUCCUGCUUUCAGAGGAGGGGCGAGUCUACCUUUCAGGCCUUCACAGUAUUUACAGUAUGAUGCGUGAUGGAAAGAGAAUGAAGGCGGUGUUCGACAUGCCCCACCACAGUCCGGCUCUGCUGCCGUGGCUCAGCCCAGAGCUGCUGCGACAGGACCUGCAUGGUUACGGUGUGAAGUCAGAUAUCUACAGUUUGGGUAUCGUAGCCUGUGAGUUGGUCAAUGGCAGGGUGCCCUUCCAGGACAUGCCACCCACUCAGAUGCUGCUUCAGAAGCUACGCGGCUCCCACUGCUGCCUACUGGAUGUGGCUCCUUUCCCACUGGGAGAGCUGGGCGGCUUGAAGGUGUCUCGCUCUGGGGUUGACUCUGGCAUCGGGGAGAGCGUGGCCACUGGGAGCAUGACGCACAGCGCCACCGUCCCCCCCACCGACCGACCUCAGAGCCCCGGACCCAAAAACCACUCGGCUACCCUGCAUAACCUGGUCCAGCUCUGUCUGCAGCAGCAGCCAGAGCACAGGUCCUUACAGAGGCAAAGCAAAACACCAUCUGCUUCUGAACUAUUGAGCCAUGCCUUCUUCAAGCAGGUGAAGAAGCAUACGAGAGACUCUUUCCUCAGUCUGAUGUACCCAGCAGUGCCCCUCACAAGCCCUGAGGACCAGCCAGUAUCCAACCCCCCAGGCCCCUUAUGUCACGCUCCAUCAGCGACCUCCGACACUACAGAGGCUGCGUGGGACUUUUCUGACUAGCAGUCCAAAUAUAAGACAAUCAAAGAAAAGCGAGGCCAUGCUCUACUGUGCUUUUAAUUGUUUUAUUUGUAUUAUUAAUAUUAAUCCAAAAGUCUGAGCCUUUUUAUAUAAUUAAAUAGUUUUUUUUUAUUCCUGAUGGAUAGAAGAUUUUUGGAUUAGCCAACUGUGAAAGUGCUGGAUUAAAGAAGCUGCUCGUAUAUACAUAUGACUUCUGUAACCUGUCAACAUACCAACAACUAUGACACACUCUUUAAAGGAAAAAAAAAACACUGUUUCUUUAAUGUGGAUAUAUGUGUUCCAGUUGUGAAUCUUAAGUGAUGAGGUACAUUUUCAACACCAUGAGAGCCAGCCGUGUUAACCUCUUUCUGCUGUAUGUUUGAAGAUGUAUACAUGCUGUUCCUGUGGGGCAACUUUACAACACGUCAUUGUGCACAGGGGUGCUAACUGUGCUCUAAAAAAAGCACAUGAGCAAUAAAUGUGCUGGAUCUAAUGCUAAUCUAGUGCAGCAGAUAGGAAUCAUUAGUCUUCCUUGUCCUGAUUUACAUAGUGUUCCUACUGUACUCUUCAACCACUUAUCCAGCAAUGCCUUUUUUUUAUAGAAUCUGGUGAAUUCUUUGUAACUGUGAUUAAGUGUACUGUGGAGAACUGUGAGUUACAGUGCAUAUCAAACAUGGUAGCUGUAUAAGCCUUAUUUGUAUUAUUAUUGCUACAAUAUCUGUCUAUAUAUAUAUAUAUGUUUUUACUCCCA
This is a messenger RNA of Girardinichthys multiradiatus, 2451 nucleotides long. RefSeq names its product STE20 related adaptor beta (gene stradb). Gene Ontology annotation, biological process: protein phosphorylation. The record is from RefSeq and is a predicted model, not a curated record. Gene Ontology annotation, molecular function: ATP binding; protein kinase activity; protein serine/threonine kinase activator activity. The coding region runs from base 390 to 1703 and encodes 437 amino acids. NCBI's taxonomy places the organism in Eukaryota, Metazoa, Chordata, Actinopteri, Cyprinodontiformes, Goodeidae. The transcript is spliced from 13 exons.